Molecule: messenger RNA, 2456 nt
Organism: Cuscuta campestris
Lineage: Eukaryota; Viridiplantae; Streptophyta; Magnoliopsida; Solanales; Convolvulaceae
Source: the annotation of a GenBank genome assembly
GUCUUUGCAGCCAAAACCCAGAAUCUUCUGAGAGGACCAAUAAUCGAUUAUCACUUGUUGACAAUCGAUUAUCUGGGUUACCGUUGUCCUCCAACGGAUAGAAUUUUAAAUUUUUGGACAGGGAAUCUUUGGAUAAUCGAUUAUCAAGCUUUGACAAUCGACUAUCACCCUGUGUCUCUGAAAAAUUUGUCUUCAUCCUAUGAAUCUCCCUCCGACUUUGCAAAAUGUCUCAUGAGUAAGGAGGACGAUAUGUGGCUAUGGCAUCGUAGAGUAGCUCAUGUCAACAUGAAUCUUCUGAAUAAAUUGGUUUCACAAGACCUAGUAGUUGGCCUUCCAAAACUCAAGUUUGAGAAGGACACCAUUUGUGAUUCAUGUCAAAAGGGCAAGCAAGCUUAUAGAGUCUUCAACAAACGCACCUUAACCGUUGAGGAAUCUCCUCAUGUUGUCUUCACCGAAAAUGAUGCUCGCUUGGCGAGAAAGGUUUCUUGUGAUGAUCUUAUAGAUUCGUUGGAAAACAUCUACGACGAUGACAAAGUAGACAACUCAAAGGAAAGCCAAGAUGAAGAAGUAGAGCCACCCGUAAACGAGGAACAACCACAAGAGGAGGAAACGCCAAUGCCAAGGGCAUGGGGGACUUCAAAGAACCAUCCUCUUGACAAGGUGAUCGGUGACAUUAACCGAAAGAUUCUCAAGCCUAGGAAGUUCAAUCACACCACUCUCUCCCAAGAGGACACGAAAACGCUCCAUGCAAUAAUUCACAACGCUAACAUCAAUUGGUGUAAAUUUGUGAUGACUCACAAGUUUAGCGCCACCUCCGACGAUCGGCCGCUUCCCUACGCCCUCCUCGUCAUGGCGAUUCUUGAUGAGUACAGCAUCAAGACCGACGUUGGGCCCAAGACAAAGGGGACAAAGCAUUGGGAGAUUGACGAGUCUUCCUUCCACCCGGGAACCGAUGAAGCUACGUUCCCGCAGCCGCGUCCUCGCCCCCAACCGAGAGCCACUGCCUCAAACGCCACCACUUCGACCAAUCCUUCUCUCGCUGAGCAAAUGGCAGCCUUGACCGCCACUCUCUCUCGGAUUGACACCAACGUCUCCAAAACGGCACACAACGUCAAUAUCUUGAGCCGUGAGCUUCACGGGUAUUUUGAUUUUGUCAAUUACCCGUACGCUCAAAUGGUCCCCUACGUUCCUCCACCGAAUUUCGGAGGUGAACAAAGUGGGACUCAAAACGUUGGCAGGGACGACGCGGUGGACGAAGACAAAGGAGAAGAAGAAGCUGAUGAUGAUGAUGAUGAUGAUGAUGGCGAUGAAGGAGGUCAAAGAAAACGAUCUCGCACCGGGAAGAACGUUGCUUCCUCCUCGGCUCCUCCUCCACCACCAGCGCACAAGUACCUCGAUGGGUCGUUCCUUUGGUUCAACGACCGCGCAGAGGCGACGCGGUUCUCGGAGAAGUUUGAACACCGGGAAAUUCUCCCUCCCCGAUUCUCCACCGCCCGCUUCAUUCAUGACUCCAUUCCACGGAGGUUGUUCCCUUGUUGUAAACUCGAAGGAAGUUCCUUGUUCCUUCGUGAGAAGUCUUGGAGUGCGGUAUCUCCGAGCAAAGGUGUUGAGGCUCGUGUGACUCAGGAGUACGAGAUGUUCAAGAUGAAGGAAGGCGAAAAGAUCGAUGACAUGUUCGAUUGGUUCUCAAAGAUCAUCAACGACCUUCACGCUCUCAAGAAGACGUACGCCAACAAGGACUUUGUGAGGAAAAUCCUUCGGAGUCUCACACCCGAAUGGAGAUCAAAGGCUGACGCAAUCUACGAAUCCAUCGGAGUCUCCAAUGUCACCAUCAACGGGCUAAGAGGUAACCUCAAAAUUUAUGAAUCUACUAUUCUAACUCCGUCUUUGGAUGAACAAAAGAAGAAGGGAAUAGCACCGAAAGCAACCAAGGAGACCGUGGAAGAAGACUCAAGUGAUGAUGACAACGAGUUCGGACUCGUCAUCAAGAAAUUCCACAAAUUUAUGAAGAAGGAAUUUGAGCGCAAAGGAAGAAAGCACAACGGUCCCCCGAAGUGCUAUGGCUGUGGUGAGAUAGGCCACAUCAAGCCGAGGUGUCCAAAAGGCAAAAGCGGCAAGGACAAACCUGGCCUCAAAAAGCAACGCGCUUACAUCUCAUGGGGUGGCGACUCUAGGGAUGAGUCAACGGAUCAAGAAGAGGAAGAAGCCGCCAACCUCUGUCUCAUGGCACACGAAGACCACGUCAACGAAGUACAAGAGGUAUGUACCCCUUCUUCCGACUCUUACACUUUUGAAGAAAUGCAAGAAGCUCUUCGAGAGCUUUAGGAUGAAUUUGUUAGCGCUUCUAAAACCAACAAAUCAUUAAAGAAACGUCUUUCAACUCUUGAAAAUGAUUUUGAAAAACUGGAAAGAGAUAAUGAAAAGUUGAAACAAGAAAAUAAAUUUUAUGGUAAAAG